CAGACCUCUUUAUAUACAGUCUAUGAGACAGACACACGGAAGGAGCCUGUAAAUUUCGUCAGCUGCCGCAACAGCAGUUUCCCGGUGUUUUGUCCUGUGUCUGUUCACCCUCACCCACCAGAAGACAGUGAAGGUCCCAAUCUGCUGCUUCUGUGACCAGACCUCCCACUUCCUGUUCUGUCUGCUCCACUAAAGUGAACACACCUACGCCAGUGGACCAAUAACAAACAAGUGCUCAGUUUACCUAUCCCAUCUGCUCUACGCACGUCUACUCUCAUACGUGUUGUGUUUAAGCAGUGUCAGUCCCACACCCACACUUGAAGGAUUACGAAUACCUAGCCUGCUUCAGCACCCACGCACAGUCACAGCAAAUAUGAGCACCAAGCUGUCCAACUUUGGCAAAAGCCUGUUGCGUCGCAGGGCUUUGGACUGCUCCUGCGAAGAGACCCGAUUCGCUCGCUGCCUGUCCACCCUGGACCUAAUUGCCCUGGGGGUGGGCUCCACUCUCGGUGCCGGUGUCUAUGUCCUGGCUGGUGAGGUCGCCCGAGAGAAGGCAGGACCCGCUAUUGUCCUCUGUUUCCUCAUCGCUGCUCUGUCCUCCAUGUUGGCCGGGCUAUGCUACGCCGAGUUUGGGGCUCGUGUGCCCAAGACGGGUUCUGCAUAUCUUUACAGCUAUGUGACAGUUGGAGAAAUCUGGGCCUUCAUCACCGGGUGGAACCUCAUCCUCUCCUAUGUGAUAGGUACAGCCAGUGUGGCCAGGGCGUGGAGCUCAACCUUUGACAGCCUGGUUGAACAAAAGAUCUCUGACUUCUUCAAAGCAUCCAUGACAAUGAAGGUCCCAGGGGGAGUGCUGGCAGAUUACCCCGACCUGUUUGCCCUCAUUCUGGUGCUCUUGCUCACUGGACUUCUGGCCUUUGGCGUGAGCGAGUCGGCGCUGGUGAAUAAGAUUUUCACGGGCAUCAACCUGGUGGUCCUGGGCUUCGUUAUCAUCUCCGGCUUUGUGAAGGGGGACACAGCCAACUGGAACCUGACAGAGGAAGACUACAUCGGCUACAAAAAUAGCACCAACAGCAGCGCGCCAUAUCCAGUCGAAGAGGAAUUCGGUGUGGGUGGAUUCGCCCCCUUUGGCCUCACCGGAGUCCUGUCUGGUGCUGCCACCUGCUUCUAUGCGUUUGUUGGCUUCGACUGUAUCGCCACAACAAGUGAAGAAGCAAAGAACCCCAUGCGGUCCAUCCCCAUUGGCAUCGUGGCCUCGCUGCUCAUCUGUUUUUUCGCCUACUUCGGUGUGUCUGCUGCUCUGACCCUGAUGAUGCCUUACUACAAGCUGGACUCCCAGAGUCCUCUGCCUGAGGCCUUCAGCUACGUUGCCUGGGCGCCUGCCAGAUACAUCGUUGCUGUGGGUUCCCUCUGUGCUCUGUCCACCAGUCUCCUAGGCUCUAUGUUUCCCAUGCCUCGAGUUAUCUACGCCAUGGCAGAGGAUGGACUGCUGUUCCGUAUUCUGUCCAGGAUGAAUGAACGCACAAAGACCCCCCUCCUGGCCACCAUUGCUUCUGGUAUUGUUGCAGCUCUCAUGGCCUUCCUGUUCGACCUGGCAGCUCUGGUUGACCUCAUGUCUAUUGGAACUCUGUUAGCAUACUCUUUAGUGGCCAUCUGUGUCCUCAUUCUCAGGUACCAGCCAGGUACCCUGAGUUCCUCAAGCCAGACGGAGAAACUGGUGGAGCUGGUGGAAGGGGAGAAGGUGGCUGUAGGCGGAGGGGAAAGCGGCGACGAGUACAGCAACGAGAUGGAGGAGAGGCCGCUCAAAGAGACCUUCACUGUCAAGCUGCUCUUCUGCCCAAGUGGAAAGACGCCAACGAAAACCUCUGGGAACAUUGUCUACGCAACCACUGCUAUUAUCUCUGUUCUUAUCACCAUCCUGUGCGUCAUCCUGGCCAACUUCUUGAAUGAGCUGCUGACGGGGCACGCAGGCGUCGUGGUGCCCUGUGUCAUUCUGACUCUGCUGUGUGUCGUCUGCGUCAUAAUCAUCUGCAGGCAGCCUGAGAGCAAAGAGGCUCUAACCUUCAAGGUCCCCCUUCUUCCUUGGCUGCCCCUCUUCAGUGUUUUUGUCAACAUCUACCUCAUGAUGCAGCUGGAUAUGGGUACAUGGUGCCGUUUUGCUGUUUGGAUGGUUAUUGGUUUCGUUAUCUACUUCUGUUACGGUAUCAAGAACAGCAGUGAGGCUGCCAACAGGUCAUCCCCACGUAAAUAUGAGCCUGCGCUGCAGACAAAACGCCCGAUUUACACAGGCGCCCCUGACAGCAGUGACGUGGAAGCGGGCGACAGCCCCUGAUACAGACUGACAUAGACCUGGGAAAAGUUGCAGAGCAUCUGCACUCAUUUUGGCAGUGUAGGCGGCGUGGAACACACACCUGGGUUUAAAGGGAGGAGAGGCAAGAAAAGGCCACACACAUCUUACCUCUGACUCGGAGGCUGAUUACCUUGAUCGCUCGAUACUGUGAUAGAGCCACUUUCUGGCCCAUGUGUCUGUUCUUAAUCUUUGUUGGUAGUUAGCCUUAGCCCUCUUGAGAUAUGUACCUGACUAUAACUCAUGCUUUGAAUGGACCGAACUAACAGAGUACUGCGGUACUCGUGUUUCUCUUAAUUUUUCCCCUCCAUGGCUAGGGGUGAAUCAGUAGUACUGUGUACAUUACUAAAAGAAUCCCAGCUGAAACCAGGGUUUAUGACCGUCAUGACUCUUGGCCAAACUUCAGACUGUUUAGGAAACCUGAUGUCAUGCAGACCGCAGAGACAAAGCGACAGAGAUGAAAAUUUUCGUAGAGUCAACAUAUCUGGUGUGUUGCAGCAGGUUAUUUGUUUGUGUGUUUACAGGGUAGUGCUGAGGCUGUGACGUUUACAGUGUCAGGUCAGGGCCUCGCUGCAGUUCGGUCGGACACACACGGUCGAUGAUGUUGCUUUGUUGAGGCUGAAGUCCACGCUUUACACGUUGGAUGACGUUUUAAACAUACCAUUGCUGUUGUUACCCCUGCUCACAGAGAACAGGCUUAGUGAAUUAUCAGUUAUUUUCCGGUUUUUGCUUCACACGUAGACGUAAAAUGGAAGUUGAGGCCUUUGUUUCAGCAGAAACCAGGUAACUUACAUUAUUUUAAUUAGACUAAACAUUCAAAAGGCAACAAACAAGCCUUGAAGUACAGGAAAAUGUAAUAUCUACCAUUCAUUCUGGUAUUUGCUGUAUUGUAAACACGAUUGAUCAGUUGUAAGAUAUUCUUACACCAACACUAAAAUAUCAACCUUUUUUAUUUGUACUUCCUUGUGAAAAGACUCAAGUGUUUUUUUUUCACAAAGGUUCUCAUUUAGUUUCAAUUGAAACGUGUUCUUGGCAACUUUGUCUGAGGUUCAAUCACUUAUUUUUUAUUUUUACUACUGUAUUUACUUAUUCUUCUUAUAGAACUGUUAAUAUUUAAAUGUUUAUAGUAUUGUUUGUUUGGGAUAGCUUUCUUUUUAUUUUUGUUUCGUGCUUUAAUAUCAAUCUAAGAGUUGUAGAUGUUCAAGUGAUUUAGAUUUUCAAAUGCAGGUUUUGGAUGUUUUUCUUUUUUUCACCAAGUGAUUUAAUUAUAAUUUUCUUUCCUUUGCGAACAAAUCAAAGUUUUAUGAAAUUAGCUGCGCUGUCAAAACAAAUAAUGACCAAUUAAAGUUGGUCUCUAAAUUGGGACUAUUAUGUUAUUUUUUUCUCCUCUUAUUCUCUGGAAUAUGUCAUAAAUUAUUUUUAAUAGCGUUUUUGUUGUUGUUGUAUGUUUUACUGUAGAAUGUACAGUAUUUGUUAAAACUAUUUGUAUAAUACUGUAAGUUAUACAAACCUCCUUUAAAAUAUUUUCUUUAGUAUCAUCAAGUUGGUUUUAAUAAGUUACACUUGAAGGCCUUUCAUUUAACAUAAUGCUGCAUUUCUGCAGAUUAGAAAAGGAUUUCUGAGCAGUCUUCACUGUUUGCUGAAAUUGCGCUGCCUUUAGACAUGUCAGAACGUGACAGAUUUUAUUUCCCAUUAUAAUUUUUGAAGACGUCAGGUGAGGAAAGAUUUUAUUUUGAUUCAGACAGUGUUUCUAGAUGUUGUGAAUCUGCAAUCUGGUGCCUAAAGAACCAUCUUUCUGCCUGAGAAAGGCACCGGGGCUGAAAACAGAGGAGUCAUGUGUAUUAGACACGAUGUGAGACUUGAGACAGAUGAAGUGUAAACCUCUGUCAGUGAUAGACUCCUGUCACACAGAGCUCUUCACACGCAGCCCUCGUUGCCUUUCAAAAAUCCACUCGAUCAUCUCCCUUCUAGAUGCUGUCUUAUUAACCGCAAUGAUCUAUUUUUGUCUUUCUGUUUUAUAUCCUGUACAUAUGGCUGUCAUGUAUAAAACGAGCUGUAUUUUCAACAUUUUUUUUUGUAAUAAAACAUGAUUCAUGCGUAUGUGGCA
Molecule: messenger RNA, 4451 nt
Organism: Paralichthys olivaceus (Japanese flounder)
Lineage: Eukaryota; Metazoa; Chordata; Actinopteri; Pleuronectiformes; Paralichthyidae
Gene: slc7a3a
Product: solute carrier family 7 member 3a
Biological process (GO): L-arginine import across plasma membrane; L-ornithine transmembrane transport
Cellular component (GO): plasma membrane
Molecular function (GO): L-arginine transmembrane transporter activity; L-lysine transmembrane transporter activity; L-ornithine transmembrane transporter activity
Source: RefSeq, a predicted model, not a curated record